AUGUCUAGAAGGCGCGAGACUUUCACUGUUCUCACGGUUAUUGGAGUAACAAAAGAUGGUGGACGAGUAUUCCCACACCAUGGCGAGACAGCUUCUAGUCCCAUCAUUAAGGGUCUCCCAAAAAGAGGUCUUACAGAGUUUGCACUCUCCCAGCUGGCGGAUGCUACAAAUUACUUCUCACAUGAAAAUAGAAUUGGCUUCGGUUGUACUAGCACUGUUUACAAGGCACGUAGAACUUUCCACAUGCUAUGUUACAUUGAAAAUGAAAUUAAGUUAAUACCAAGGCUUCAGCACACAAAUAUAGUUACGCUUCUUGGAUACUGCACUCAAAAGUCAGAAAGGAUCUUGGUCCUUGAAUACAUGCCGAACGGAAGCUUGGAUUCCUUCAUAUACGGCAAGAGAGCGAUCGAGUCGCCACUGGACUGGACUAAACGCUGUGAAAUAGUCCAAGGGAUAGCUCAGGGAACUCUGUAUCUGCACAAGCUAUGCAGGCCACGCAUAAUUCAUGGAGAUUUGAAACCAGGCAAUAUACUACUGGAUUCAGACCUGACCCCUAAGAUCUGUGACUUUGGAAUAUCCACAACAUUGAAGCCAGGUGUAGAUGUAGACUGCACAAGCAUUGUUGCAGGCUCACGAGGGUUUAUUGCCCCGGAAUAUAAAAGGGGAGGCUGCUUGUCCGUUAAGUCUGAUGUGUACAGCUUUGUUGUUACCAUGCUUCAGAUCAUUAGCGGAAAGAAAGGCCCUCCACCUCCAUUAGCACUGUCUGAUGAGUCUCGUAAUUACGGGCCUCUAAAUAAGUGGGUAUGGGACUUGUGGGCAGCAGGAAGGCUGAUGGAGUUCAUCGAUCCGUCACUGCAUCGUGAGCGUCGGAAGGCCGAGAUAAUGAGAUGGGUUCAGAUAGGACUUCUGUGUGUUCAAGAGCAUCCAGAAGACCGCCCAAGCAUGUGGGACGUUGUUCUGAUGCUGGGCUGUGAGAAUGCCGUCAUUCGAGAGCCUGGCCUGCCAGCUUACUACUGA
This is a messenger RNA of Panicum virgatum (switchgrass), 1017 nucleotides long. RefSeq names its product G-type lectin S-receptor-like serine/threonine-protein kinase RKS1. Gene Ontology annotation, biological process: protein phosphorylation. Gene Ontology annotation, molecular function: ATP binding; protein kinase activity. NCBI's taxonomy places the organism in Eukaryota, Viridiplantae, Streptophyta, Magnoliopsida, Poales, Poaceae. Bases 1 to 1017 code for a protein of 338 amino acids. The record is from RefSeq and is a predicted model, not a curated record. The transcript has 7 exons.